This is a messenger RNA of Durusdinium trenchii, 2956 nucleotides long. The record is from the annotation of a GenBank genome assembly. NCBI's taxonomy places the organism in Eukaryota, Dinophyceae, Suessiales, Symbiodiniaceae.
GGGCAGCUGGAUUAGACAGUAGGGACAGCGGCUUUGUAACGCAGUGGGCGCAUAUGGGCAGUGUCCAUGUGGAACUAUCUCUUCAAGAGGAACAAUGGCAACGGCACUAGCUAUAGGUCCCUGGAGGUGACUUUAAGCAGGGAUUUCAGUCUCGCAGACGAAGAUCCUGAUUGCCAUGGCGUUGAACCACCUUCUGUUACUGCUGCAAAGGUGAGCUUUGACUUCGACGGAGACCAUGCCUCAGCAGGUUCUAGCGAGCACCACUGGGAUGGAGAUGGAAGGAUAAAGAAGACCAAGUUUGCGAACUUCUCACGUGGGAUUAUGAAGCAACGGAGCUUCAACUGCAACUUCAACAUCGCGUCCAACAGUCUGGACGAUGAAGACAACGACUACGAGAAGGAGUCGCAGCCACAGGCGUUGCGCCACGAGUGGCACAAGCUAUGCCGCUCUUGGGUGAUCGUCCCCGAGCUCAGCGAAUCCAAGAAGGCCAAGGGCUUCGUUCAUUGGGUGGAGGUGUGGGAUCUAAGCUUCACGCUUAUGAUCUUCUUCAUUGCGUACUAUCUUCCAUGGGUCCUGGUGUUCUUCACCUGGGAUGAGCUGCCACAAUUCCACAGGAUGCUGGAAACGAUCAUGAGCCUCUGGUUUUCGGCGGAUAUGGUCCUGCAGUUUUUCAUUGCUUAUUCGAAUCCAGCCAACGACUUGUCGCAGGGUGCGUGGCAGAAAGACCCUCGGGAGAUUGUAAUGCGCUACACCGGCUUAAAUGGAGGUUUUGGAUGGUUUUGGCUCGAUUUGGCGAGCGUGACCCCCUUCUGGCUGCGCAUGAUGAAUGGUGGCAAAGCCUUCCCCGGCUUCGGGUAUUUCCAAAUGCUUUGCCUUCUUCGCGUUCUUAAGAUGUUCAGGAUGCUGAACCUCCCAAGACUUUGGCGCUUCAUGAGCCGCUGGCAAGCGUCCUUUGGGUUCUCAUACCUUGUCAUCGACUUCAUGAAGUUUCUUUUCAUUUUGACGCUCACUGCGCACUUGUUUGCCUGUACUUGGGUGGCCAUCGAAGGCAAAGUGACGCAAGGGCUUUUCAGUUACAGCACCUCUGGGCACACAUGGCUAUCAGCGAUCAUAGAGUCCAAGGGAGAUCCCUGCAAUCCAUCCGCUGCGCAGGAUAGCAAGUGCGUCUAUUGGCUGUCGCUCUACUGGGCCGUGAUGACGCUCACGAGCGUUGGCUAUGGUGACGUCACUCCGCAGAACCAAGUGGAAUACACUGUCUGUGCCAUUUUGAUGAUGAUCUCUGGGCUGGUCUGGGCAUAUAUCGUUGGUAGCGUGGUUUCUUUGAUUCACACCAUGGACACCUCAGUGGAGUUCAAGCAAAAUAUGGAUGAGUUGAACGAAAUGAUGGAGUCUCGAGGCUUGCCAAGAGACUUGCGAGUGAGGAUGCGAAGAUAUAUGCAUGAAUGUGUGGUGGCGAAGCAGCAAAAGAUGCAGGAGACCCUCCUACGGAGUACCAUCUCCGAAGGAUUGCAGAGAGAAGUCGCUAGGAAUAAUCAGCGCGACCUCUUGAAGAACAUCUAUUGGGCGAAGGAUUUUCCGGACGAGGCCAAGAUGGAGCUUGUCAAAUGCUUCUAUCCCUCGUUCUAUGGGCCUGACGAAGCCAUCAUGCUGCGGAAGGCUGUCUUGGUGAUCCAAAAGGGCAUCAUGGGAAUCAGGGGCCGUGUGUUGAGGCGUGGAGAUGUGAUUGGCCUGGAGAGCAUCCUGCUGGAGACCAAUAGUCUGGUGGAGACCUCUCAGCCCAGGACCUUAUCUUACUGCUUCGUCAUGAUGCUGAUGCGCGACGAUUUGCUAGAAGUUGCUCGCAACUUUGAAGAGGUGGACGGGCAGUUGAGGAGAGCUCAGAUCCGAGCCGCAGUUCGACGGGCCUUCCUCACAUCAGCCGCUCAAGUGAAGCUACACCGGAAGGCGGCUGAGGAGGAUGGACACUUGCCCCACAUACAAAGGACCUUCACCCAAAAUCAAGCAACAUUCUCUCACGCUCAGCCGAUGCAUCUAACGAGGUCAUUGACCUCGCAUGCAGCACCUGUGGCGAUUUCACCGACAGGAGGAGACUCCGCGGCAACAGCUCCAGCUCCCUUGGCUAGCGCACUAACCAGAGGGCGGUUCUCACGCGUUGGAAGCAGCUUGGAGGCACAUGCCCAGUUGCCACUUGUCCUUGCCUUGAUCUCACAGGAGGCCACGGCGCCCGGGGCCGGGCAGCUCAACCAGACUGACCCAGCAACCCCAACGGCUUGAUCAUUAGAGAUGCUGAUUGGUUGGUGAAGAUGAGAAUGAAUGAGAUGCGACCUGAUUUGAUUCCAAAGACAGCUUUGGCACACGGUUGGAUUUUGUAUGAACAAAACGUGUCAACUACAGAAUUCGAUUGCAAUACCAUCAUUCGAUUCAAAGAAAGGCACAUAUUGGCAUGUCUUGACAAAACUCUGUUUUAAAAUCCGAACAUCCGCAGGCCCCUGCUCCUCCAUCAUGGACAGACGUACUUGAACGAAUCGAGCAGCAGAACAUCGAGAUCAAGCGGAACCAGGAGUCAAUGCUGCGACAACUACACUCUCUGCAAAGCAGAAGCACUGCAUAUCCAUCACACGGAUACUGAGACCUGCAGACCUGCCACGACCUGCAGAGGUGCCAUGUCUCGUGCCACCAUGGUGUGGCACGUUGAUCGUGAUGCUGUCAGAGGCAGCAUCAACAAAGGAUCAUGCAGGAUGUGAACUUUUAGAACCCUGAAUACCAAGGAACCUGUGUAAUAGUUUGAGGACUUGCACUGCACUCUAUUUGCUUCCAGCCUGGAAGUCUUCCGAUUGAUCGAGGUUGUCCAAGUCCUUUUUGCGUCAGCUGACCCUUCGCAAAGCCGAGGAGACAGCAUAGCCAGUCUCACCAUCGACCCACGUUUUGCAAAUCCUGCGAAAUAUGGUGUUGCAGC